AUGGCUGGGGGGCGGCGGGGAGCGGGAGCGCUGGCGGAGCCGCGGCGGCUGAUGCGCUCGGGGCUGGGGCUGAUCGUGCUGGGCCACGGCAGCCUCGUGCUGGGCGCCAUCGUGCACGGCUCGGUGCUGCGGCACGUAGCCGGCGCCCGCCGCGCCGUCACCCCCGAGUACGCGGCGGCCAACGUGGUGUCGGUGUGCUCGGGGCUGCUGAGCAUCGCCGCGGGCAUCGUGGCCAUCCUGGUGUCGCACAACCUUUCCCGGGCGGUCCUGGUGAGUGCGGGGCUGCGGCCGAGCAGGCGGUGGGCCUCGGCGCGGCCCUGUCCCGCCGGCAGCCGCUCCCUUGGACCUUGGCCCCGCGGGCUCCUUCCGCCUCGGCGGUGGCUGCCGGUGUCACCUGUCCCCGGCUCGGCCCCGCCGGCCGCUCCGGGAGGAUGGGAGCGCCGUGCCCGGGCAGAAGCGCUUCGGUGGGCGAAGCUGCAGCCGGGUCGGGGGUCCCGCGUGGUCUCGCAGGGUGGGCGGACACGGGGCAGGGUGCGCUGGGCUGGACUGGGCUCCCGCGGAGCCUGCUCUCCACGAAGCCCGAGAGAAGGGGCGUCCAGCGGUGCCGAGCUCACAGGGGGUGGAAGGAUGCCAAAGGUGCGAGAGCCUCAUCCGAGGGCAAGGCUGAACAGCCCUGGAAGAGGCAAGAGAUCGUGUGUAGUUCGGGAGCAGUUCUGCAGAGGCACGGGUGCCCGGCCUGAGCCAUUCCCCGGGCUCGUGCCAGUCCCACUCGUAUUCUUGCCGCCUGCAGCACUGGACCCUGCUGGGCAUCUCUGUGCUGAACUGCCUCCUGUCCACGGCGUGCAGCGUGGGGCUGGCGCUGGCCAUCGCCCUCACGGUGCACAGCCGGGGUACGCACCUGGUCCGGGGCUGCAACAGCUCCGCGCUGCCCGUAGACGCCCGUGCAGCCAUUGCCACCAACGACUGUCCCUUCAACACCACGCGCAUCUACUCUUUGCUGAGUGUGUUGAGCCAGCCUGGUGCAGUGCCCACGUUCUUGUGACCCCUGCUCCGCAGGACACAGCCCUGGCCCUCUGGUUCCCCUCCCUGCUGCUGGCAGCUGCAGAAGCCGUGCUCUCGGGCAGGUGCUGUUUGGUGGCUCUCGUCUACCAGGGCAUCGGGCCCUGUGCACACAGCUAUGGCAAAGAGCAGUUGGCCAGGCCAAGUACAGCAAUGGAGAAGCCACUCCGUGAGAGGCAGCAGCUCCUGGCAGGACUUGCUGAGUCUCCUGCGUAGCUGGAAAGGGACAUGGUCAGAUGAGUCAGUGACGCUGGGCCCUGCAGCACAGCCUGGCACUGACACUGCUCCAUCGCUCCCAGGUGGUGCUGCAGGAGUGCUGUGAUCCAGCAGGGUCAGGGGCAAGGUGAUGUCAUACCUCCUGCAGUGGGGCUGCAGCGGUGAGGAUGUGCCUUGGCCCCUCCCCCCAGCUCCACCCCCCUACCUGGGACAGACCCUGCAGGUGCUGUGGGCCCCAGAUGCUCUCCCAUCCUCUCCCCAAGCUGCCAGGCCCUUCCUGGUGUGCUGAAGGCUCUGUUGGUUUCUGUCAGCAGUGACAGGGGUGGGCAGAGGUUCUGGGUCCCAAGUCCUGGUGCCAUUGCAGGCAGGGCAGCUGGCUGUGCCUGUGCUCGAACAUGUCAGGGAACAGAAGGGGAAGAGUCCCUUUGGUGUGGAUCUCUAGUUUUCUUGAAUAAAUAAACCUUUCCAUACUGGC
Messenger RNA from Taeniopygia guttata (zebra finch), 1750 nucleotides. NCBI's taxonomy places the organism in Eukaryota, Metazoa, Chordata, Aves, Passeriformes, Estrildidae. The record is from RefSeq and is a predicted model, not a curated record.